Molecule: messenger RNA, 499 nt
Organism: Symsagittifera roscoffensis
Lineage: Eukaryota; Metazoa; Xenacoelomorpha; Acoela; Convolutidae
Product: E3 ubiquitin-protein ligase CHFR-like
Exons: 5
Coding region: 1-480 (159 amino acids)
Molecular function (GO): metal ion binding
Source: RefSeq, a predicted model, not a curated record
AUGCCUUUUGCAUCGGAGAGUGAGUUGACCUGUUCCAUCUGCAGUGAGGUGUUCCUGGCCCCAGUGUGUCUCCUACCCUGUCUCCACUGUUUCUGUGGGGGAUGUAUAUCCCAGUGGGUGGUGAGGAGAAAGACCAAGUGUCCUCUGUGUCGCACAAAGUUCAACGCAGUGUGUAAACAUGACAUGUUGGAACUGGACUGUGAAUCAUUCCUGUGUCGGAACCCCAGCAGUCUGCGGUCCUCGGAGGAGUCCUCGUUCCUGACGGGGUCCAACAUGUUCAACCAGUAUGUGCACACUGUCACUCCUCCCUCUCGACAACCUCCAAUUCAGAUAUACGCAAACAAUAGAAACCAGGCGCUGCAGUAUGCGAGAGUGCUGGUUCCUCUUGGGUUCCAGCCUUCAGACAUCCACUACCGAGCUGUGGAUCAUCAUGGACACACGACAAGAACUAGGGUGGAGAUUCUUAAAAGGGUACCAUAGCGGGGAGAUUGUUAAGUAG